AUGGGGAGAGAGAGGGAGAGAGAGAGGGAGAGGAGAGAGAGGGUGUGGGAGAGAGAGGGAAUUGGGAGAGAGAGGAAGUUGGGAGAGAAGAGUUGGGAGAGAGGACGAGUUGGGGAGAAAAAGGGAGGGAGUAGAGAGAGAGGGAAGGAGAAGAGAGAGAGAGAGAGGGUGUGUAGAGAGAGGGAGGGAGUGGGGAGAAAGAGGAAAGGAGGAGCGAGAGAGAGAGGGAGUGAGAAGAGAGAUAGAAAGGGAAGAGAUGGAGUGGUGAGAGAGAGGGGAGUAAGAAGAGAGGGUGAGGGAGUGGAGAGAGAGAGAGAGGGUAUGAGGGUAGACGGGGAUAGAGAGAGUGUCGUGAGAGAGGGAGGGAGUGGAGAAAGAGAGAUGGAGGGAGUGGGGAGAAAGUGUGUGAAGAGAGAGAGAGAGUGA
Saccostrea cuccullata (small rock oyster) is the source of this 426-nucleotide messenger RNA. RefSeq names its product octapeptide-repeat protein T2-like. The transcript has a single exon. The record is from RefSeq and is a predicted model, not a curated record. Lineage: Eukaryota; Metazoa; Mollusca; Bivalvia; Ostreida; Ostreidae. The coding region runs from base 1 to 426 and encodes 141 amino acids.